Messenger RNA from Hyla sarda, 2320 nucleotides. It is a transcript of the gene BSX, whose product is annotated as brain specific homeobox. Lineage: Eukaryota; Metazoa; Chordata; Amphibia; Anura; Hylidae. Gene Ontology annotation, molecular function: DNA-binding transcription factor activity, RNA polymerase II-specific; DNA binding. Gene Ontology annotation, biological process: regulation of DNA-templated transcription. The transcript is spliced from 3 exons. The coding region runs from base 926 to 1624 and encodes 232 amino acids. The record is from RefSeq and is a predicted model, not a curated record.
UAUACGGAUAUACAUAUAGACUCUGUACAUAUACAGAUAUACACAUAGACUCAGUACAUAUACGGAUAUACAUAUAGACUGUACAUAUACGGAUAUACAUAUAGACUCAGUACAUAUACGGAUAUACAUAUAUAGACUCUGUACAUAUACGGAUAUACAUAUAGACUCUGUAUAUAUUGUUACACAUGGCAGAUGGAGGGGAAGAUGAUUCUUUCUGUACAUUCCGGUGUGUUCUGUUUAUUUCUGGCAGUUUACGCCAUUUGCAGGCAGCGAUUAUUGGCAGAUGAAGGCGAUAAUCGGCUCUCAUGAUAUAAUAUAGAGGCGAUUACUGCUCCGGAUUCAGCACCUCGGUCAGCGCCUGCACGUGUAAUGUCUAUGGAGGCUGAGCCCCCCGCCCCUGCGCCUCAUUGGCUCUCAGGAGAGCCCCCCGGGCCCCUCGGUGUCCUCCUCAUCCCACCCUCCUCUUCCUCAUCUUCCUCCUCUGCUGAGUGGUAGCAGCAGAUGCUGGAGCUAAGACCCCUCCAACCUGCAGCCCAUUGCUGGUACCUCCAGUGCCCCCCUUACCUUCCUCCUCUGCUGUCUUGGAUUGUGGGAGACCCCCUGGAACUGGGGCCCCUCAUCCCCUCCAGGCAGCAGUCCAUCCCAUCAUCCUCUUCACACUAAUCCCCAUCAUCCUCCUCCAGUGCUGAGUGGUGGAUGUGGUCAGCCUCUCCUGGAGCCUCCAUUGCAGUGCCCACCCUGCUGCCCACUCUGCUGCCCACCCUGCUGCCCACCCUGCUGCCCAUCCUGCUGCCCAUCUGGCUGCCCACCCUGCUGCCCAUCCUGCUGCCCAUUGCUGGUGCCUCCAGUCUACUGACCCUCCUGUCCUGAGUGUGGGCCCCUCCAGGACCCCAGCAGCCUCUCCAGGAACCCUGCAACUGGCACCAUGAAUCUAAACUUCAACUCCCCAGUGCAUCAGGUGUCCACCCAGAGACCUACCUCAUUCUUUAUAGAGGACAUUUUACUGCACAAACCCAAACCCCUGCGAGAGGCAACGAGCAGCAGCCAUUUCAGUGCCAGUACCUUCACCUCCAGGGUGCCCCUUCUGGACUAUGGCUACCCCCUGAUGCCAACCCCAACCAUCCUGGCACCGCAUCCCCACCACCCACUGCACAAACCCGAACACCACCCCUUCUUCCUGGCCACCUCAGGUUUGCCCAUGCCCGCACUGUUCCCCCACCACACGGAGCUUCCGGGGAAGCACUGCAGAAGAAGGAAGGCCCGCACCGUUUUCUCAGACUCCCAGCUAUCCGGCCUAGAGAAACGCUUCGAGCUGCAGCGUUACCUGUCCACCCCAGAGAGAGUGGAGCUGGCCACCGCCCUCAGCCUGUCCGAAACCCAGGUAAAAACUUGGUUCCAGAACAGGAGAAUGAAACAUAAAAAGCAGCUGAGGAAGAGUCAGGAUGACAAGACCCCUUCAAAUGACGGCAACAUGGACCCCACCUCCAGCGACCCAGAACUGGGGGACAGCAGAGGGGACUCUGGGCCAGACAAGGACAGUAACCAGAGCCUGUACCUGAGGGAGGAGGCGGAUGAUGAUGUGGACAUCAUUGAGGAUGACAUGUGCCCCCCACACCUAUUAUAACCCCCAGUUAUGCAGGACACUUCCGAUAAAUCUAUGAACGGACAUAGUAGAGAGCAAGUGAGGGCAGCGGGGGCUCCUGAAGAUCCUGAAUUCUCUCCCCCCCCCUGUGGACCACCCAGAAAGCUUUUCAGUUCCCCCCUUAAAUACACCAGUAGGGCUAUGCAGACUGUAAAGAGCUGGUGAUUUCUGGAGACUACUCCCCCACCAUAGGAUGGACGGACCCACUAUACCCAUCAUGCCCCGGACUCCACGUUUAUACCCAAUAUGUGACGGACAAUUCCUUUCUAUAUGUAUAAUACAGAACAAUUCCUCUACAUGUCAUUUACAUAUGGAUCUCUAUGCACAAAACAUGUAGGACUGGUCACCAAAUCAUAUUAAACUGGUCAUUUCUACAUAUAUAGUGGACUGGUUAAUACUGUAUUCUGCUCUGGCCAUUUAUAUAGUGGAUUGGGUCUAUAUACUGGGCUUGUACUCUGUAUAUUGUAGACUGGUCCUCUGUAUAUACUGGUCUGGUCCCCUGAAUAUUCUCGAAUGGUCCUCUGCACAAUGUGGACUGGUUCCCCUGUUUAAUCUGGACUACUACUCUGUAUACUCUAGACUACUACUCUGUAUACUCUAGACUGCUCCUCUGUAUUCUCUAGACUGCUCCUCUGUAUUCUCUAGACUGCUCCUCUGUAUUCUCUAGACUGCUCCUCU